AUGUAUCCCAACCAAAGUAAAUGUGUCUUCUUGGGAUCCCGUACCCAAAGUGAUGUAGCGAGCACAAACACGACAAGCACUAACACGGGUUCCAUUCACGAACGAGUCGAGAAAACGAAUAUUUUUCCACUCGACGACGAAGAACUCGACAGCGUCGAAGAGUUGCUGCGUUUGCUCGCCUUUCUCGACAGACCAUCCUUGCGAGCGUUUCUCGAGUCGAAGAACCGAUCGAUAACUUGUCGUAUCGUCGAGUGUUUUCUAUCGAACGGGUUGGGAAACAUGACUCUUGCACAUGUGGACUGCGCCGCGGGUCUCUAG
Molecule: messenger RNA, 318 nt
Organism: Leptosia nina
Lineage: Eukaryota; Metazoa; Arthropoda; Insecta; Lepidoptera; Pieridae
Source: the annotation of a GenBank genome assembly